This is a messenger RNA of Spinacia oleracea (spinach), 1447 nucleotides long. RefSeq lists its product as uncharacterized. Lineage: Eukaryota; Viridiplantae; Streptophyta; Magnoliopsida; Caryophyllales; Amaranthaceae. The transcript is spliced from 2 exons. The coding region runs from base 223 to 786 and encodes 187 amino acids. The record is from RefSeq and is a predicted model, not a curated record.
GGAGUAUUUUAUUACUAGUAUUUCACCAAUUUCAGUAUUUCGUGGGUACCCUUAUUCAUAAAAGACAAGUUCAAGAUCCUCUCAGCCAAAAAAAAAAACUCAAGUUUCUCUGCAAAUUAUUGGGCUGUUGCAGGUGUUGAUUGUCUGGUUCAACAUCAUUCAAAAACUAGCUUUAAAGGCUGGAUCUGGAACACAUUUAUUUAUACUUGAGGGUAGGGAAACAUGGCACCGACAUUAGAAGCAAUUAGAGGUGGUGGAGGUUCUGUCAAGGUAGGUACCAUUGGAACAGUCGGUUCUUUGAUGACAAGGGAGAUUGAAUCUUCAAGCUGCACAUCAACUCCGCGUACCCCGGUUUCUGUUGUUCGUGGCAAUGGCCCUCUAAAGCCACGAAAAUCAAUGAGUGAAACAAGUAGCAGUAUUACUACCACCGGUAUUAAGCAUGAAGUUCUCAGGACAACAAAAACUCAAAAUCUUAGCACAACAACUACUCCUAGAAGACUGAAACAAAAUACACCAUUAGAAGACGUGGGAAAUAAUAACCAGGGAAUAAGCAAAAGAAGCCUGGAUUUACCAGGAAAAACACGGAGCCACAAACACAGCUAUCAUAUCCCUAUGCUUGGCUCUGAAAAUAUCCAUUUGGAGAAAACUCCUAUUCGUGAUAAACCCAUGAAGAAAGGAUCUAAUAUUGUUGAUAUAGUGGACAUACGCUGUGGGAGACCAGGGGGUUCCAUAAGCAAUAGGCUGAAGAAGCUCAAUUUUUCAAAACUUUCUCAAAGCUUCAUGUAGUUGGAACUUCUGGACUGUUUAUCAGUCAGUCAGUCUUCAGGUUUUUAUAGUUAAACCCAACAGCAGAGCUCAACCUUUUGCUAUUUGAAACAUCAACCAUUGAACACAUGUUUGAUAAGAACUUGCUUCCUCCUCGUUUCUUCUUUUUUUGAGAAAUAACCACUAAUUUGGGGUUGGGCUCUCGACCAAUAUCUCUGCUGCUGCUGCAUACUUGAUCUGAUUGACAGUAGUGUUUUAUCUCUUGCAUUAUGAGAGAGCCAACAGUUCCUUUGGUGCCGAUUUCAACAGGAGCUUCUGUAGCCAUUUCUAUUGGUAUAUGUAGUUCCUGUGAUUAUAUUUUUGGGGUUGGGAGGUUUGAACUUUUUGGGUAGGUUGGGUUGUGUAUGGUCUGGGGAUUCUGUUAUCCUGUCUUAUACUCGGGGGAUUUGUUCAUGAACUUCUUGCUUCAUGGUUGUUCUUUAUCUAAAGGUUACUGUCAUGGGACACUUAAUAGCUGGAGCCUUAGAGCUAAUUGACAUGGUUGUUGUGGUCACCGUGAUCUUGUGUUUGCAGGUAUAUAUAAAUAUCAUCUUGCAUUUACUUCCCUUGCUUUUUAUAGCUUGGGACCCUAUUUAAUUUUGUUAUUAUCUAGUACAUUAUCAGUUGGGAGCUGGGUGUGUAA